Molecule: messenger RNA, 1331 nt
Organism: Mytilus californianus (California mussel)
Lineage: Eukaryota; Metazoa; Mollusca; Bivalvia; Mytilida; Mytilidae
Product: HHIP-like protein 2
Exons: 8
Coding region: 27-1331 (434 amino acids)
Source: RefSeq, a predicted model, not a curated record
UAGUGCAUUGAAAUUAUGAUACGGUCAUGUAUAAACUUUUAAUCAUGAAGUCUGUUCUUUUGUUAAUAUUGGUUUUCAAACUAGGCCUCCUGGCUCAACAAUUAAAGAAGUCGUUGGUAUGUAUUUGCAUGGAAGAACUGUCAUCUAACCUUGAUAACCCUCUCAUCAUUCAGAAUGCUGGUGAUGGAACAGAACGUCUAUUUGUUGGCGAGCUAAAGGGUAUAGUACACAUUUUCAACCAGAAUGGAGUUAAGUGUACAAAACCAUUCUUAAAUAUAACAGAUAAAGUCAGUGAUAGUCGUGAAAAAGGUUUACUUGGAUUAGCCUUUCAUCCUAAUUUCUGGAAAAAUCGUCGAUUUUUUGUAUACUAUUCCAGUAGAGCUAUACCAAAGAACCCAUCAGACGACCACGUUACUCAUUUAUACGAAUUCCGUGCAUCUGGACGGAAUCCAGAUAUUGCUGAUACGUCAUCAGGAAGAUUAAUCAUGGAAAUACAACAACCAUUCAAUAAUCACAACGGAGGAGAGAUUUUAUUUGGAGACGACGGGUAUCUUUAUAUAUUUCUUGGUGAUGGAGGUACUCCAGGUUCUGAAGGAGAUCCACGAGGAAAUGCUCAAAAUACGAUGUCCUUACUAGGAAAGGUUCUAAGAAUAGACAUCAAUAAAAUUGGCAAAAGAAAGGGUUAUGUCAUACCACCAGAUAACCCUUUUAUAAAGCAGCAACGGACUUUCAGACCAGAAAUAUAUGCUUACGGUGUCAGAAAUAUAUGGAGAUGUGGAAAAGAUUCAGUAAGACAUAACGGAAGAGUACUGUGUGGUGAUGUUGGACACGAUAAAUUCGAAGAGAUUGAUGUACUAAAAAAAGGAGCUAACUAUGGAUGGAAAGGUCGUGAAGGAUUUGAAUGUUAUGAUAAUAAGACGUGUGGAAAAACUGGACCGGAAGUGAAACCAGUGUUUGUUUAUUCACACGACAUAGGAAAUGCAGUAAUCGGCGGACAGUUUUAUAGCGGAUGUUUAAACCCAAGACUACGUCAUUUUUAUAUAUUCGGUGACUUCAGUGGAAUAUUGUUCCUUCUUCAUGAGAACCCCAGGAUAAAGAAAUGGAUUGGGCGUGAAUUACGACUUUGUGAUUCAAACAUGUGUACUCCACCUCUUAAUAAUACAUAUGAAAGAAGGAUAACAUCUUUUGGGAUUGACGAAUCAGGAGAAGUAUACAUGGUGUCAAAAGAUGACGAGAAUCGUGGAAAACUCUAUCGAAUUGUUGAUCCUGUGAGAAAUGGCAAUCCCAGACGAUGCAAAGCAGCAAAAGCACUGUACAGAAAGCGGAAAUAA